This is a messenger RNA of Ctenopharyngodon idella (grass carp), 5233 nucleotides long. It is a transcript of the gene taok3b, whose product is annotated as TAO kinase 3b. Lineage: Eukaryota; Metazoa; Chordata; Actinopteri; Cypriniformes; Xenocyprididae. Bases 2541 to 3857 code for a protein of 438 amino acids. Gene Ontology annotation, biological process: execution phase of apoptosis. The transcript is spliced from 8 exons. The record is from RefSeq and is a predicted model, not a curated record.
ACAAAAAUGAGAAAAGUAGCCACAGUCCAGCACAUCGCUCUUCCACCCAUGCUCUGAACUCUGUGCCCGUUGGUUCAACAGGAAGUGGUCUUGUAAUAGGAAGGUAGUUUCUCAACUCUAGAUUUUCACUGAUACCUUUCGAUCUUUUGACGCAAAAGCACAAAGUUAGGAAUUUCAGCCACCUAUCAGCUUCAGACAAAGAAGGAAGAUGACAGAGAAUUUGCUGUGCUUUGAUUUGCUGUACUUCUAUUCAACUUGUGUGAUGCAAUUGCACAUUUAUUGCAUGCAGAAUGCCUUAAGUGGACAGAAAAACACAUCUGAUGUUAACUGAGCUAAGCUUUAUUUUUGCCCCUUAUGACUCAGGCUUAUAAUGGAAAUCCCAGAGCCAAAAGUUUAGAAUUUACACAAACUUCCUAUAGUCCACCCAGUUAAGUCUGAUCUCACAGUCACAUAUGCAAAAAUAAAUUUAUAUGCUUAGACAAAUUCAUGUAAUUUCUUUGGUUAGAAGUCUGUCUGUUCAAGCAUAAGUGUGGUACUGAUGUGGUAAGUUGUGUCACAGGGGAAAUCAGUGUCUUCUCAGCAAAACACAGGUAGGCCUAAUAGUAGUUCAGUACCUGGUACUUUCCACAAUUCUUACCAAAGAGCAUGCACAAUAAGUAGAGUGUGAAGGGAACGAGGUUACGCUGGAAGUGUUGUAUGCUGCCUGUGGUCACUUUCUCUUAUAUCUUUUGUUGUUUUAACAUUCUGGGUUUUGCAUGUGCAUUGGUAUAGCAGCCCAGUCUCAGUGUAACCCCUCUACCCAGGUCCUACUUGCCCCGCUCUGCGCGGGCCUCAAACCUGGGUCUCCGGCGUGGGAGUCGGACGCUCUAACAAGGAGGCUAAAGGCUGCAACCUCUAGCAUCAGUUGCUAGAGCAUCUCUUGAGAUCAGAGAAGUGAGGUUUACUUACACAGCAACUACUAGCUGGCCUCUGUUACACUCACUCCCCUAAACCUCUCUCCUAUCCAGGUCACGGCACUAAUGUAACCCCUCACCCAGGUCCUACUCGCCCCGCUCUGCAUGAGCCUUGAACCUGGGUCUCCAGUGUGGGAGUUGGACGCUCUAACAAGGAGGCUUCAAAUGUUUAUUAACUUCAGCCAACUCUUUGGAAUGAUGACUGUGUUAAUUCAGCAGUAUUCAUGCUUUUAAGUGUCAGUCUGCGUUUAAAUAUGGGGCAAAAAGAUCAAAGAUAAUUUCUCUUAACCUCUAAACCACACAGGAAAUGCUUUACUUGAGAGUCUGAGGAAAUCCCCCAGUCUCCUUUAUGUAUUUCUCAUAAUUACCUAUUAUACACUCACCUCAAAUUUUUUUUUUACUUAGAAUCUGACUCUGUUGCACCAGAGAUAAGAAUCACAAUUGCAACAGAAGCAUAAUUCUAUCAUAACUGAUGAUGGAAUCUUGAUAUUGCGUAAGAACUCAUAAACAUAUAUGACAAACAGUUGACAUUAUCGAAUUGGGUGUUUAAAAGUGCAAGCAAAAGGUUUAAGUAUGUUUAAUUUAGCUAUAGUUCUUAUUGUGUGUUGAUGGAGGCAUUUUGCUGUGACGCCAUGACGCACCUUUGUUCGCGCCAAUUUUUCCUCAAAUGCUGCAGGUCAUUGUUUUGGGUUUAAUUUCCUUAGGCAUAUAUAAUUAUUACAUUUUAUAUUAUUAUGAUUAGUAACUUCGUCGAUUACAUGAAACAGCCUCAACAUGUAGGGACAUGUAGUAGAAUACUGAAAUGACACUCAUUGUAAGUGUAUUUAAUUUUAAUCACAUUUCUCAAAAGUGCUAUUGCUUUCUUUACGUGUACAACUUUUUUAUUUAGCAAAUAAUAAUAAUAAAAUAAAAUAAAAUAAAAAAUAAAAUAAAAAAAAUCACUGAGUGCACCUUUAAGUGUGUAGAGUUGGAAACGAUAAAAGUUUAAGACGCGUGCACGCGCGCACACUCUUUCCGCUGAUUGCCCGUGGUAGGCAUUGCGUAAUUCACUCUAUCCCACCGGAUCUGUAUGCUUCCUCCUCCUCCUCCUCCUCCUCUUUCUUCUCAGGAAGUGCAGCCGCUAGUCUGAAGAGAGGCUCCGGACUCCCGCUCUCGCCGUACAGAGCGACUCGCGCGUCAUCCAUCGCGAUGCUGUGCCUUUUGCAGGCACCUGUGAGCGACAUACACCAGUAACAGAUGAAGGGUGAAGAGGAUGCGCUGGAAGCAGCAGGCUGUUUGCGGGCAGCAGGGAGACGCAGCGGCAUCAUCCUCAUCCUCAGCAUCAGCAGCAGGGCGCUCGGUUAGCGCCCACCCCCACUCACUUCGUCUUUUCCUCCCCCCCUGCAGAAGCAUGCUUGCGUGAGGGAUGAGGCUGGAGACAGGGACAUCAGGCCAGAGCUGCGGCCUUCUUCUUUUCACAAGAGCCGGGCUCGCCAUCAUCGCAGCAGCAGCAGCAGCAUCCGCCAACGCUUUGCCAUCAUCACACCAGCAUAUUUGGUCAGUGAGCAGAUCCAGGAGCAUGAGCAGGAAGCUGUGCGGCGCGAGCAGAUGUCAGGGUAUAAGCGCAUGCGGCGGCAGCACCAGAAGCAGCUGAUCGCCCUGGAGAACAGGCUAAAGGCUGAGAUGGAUGAGCACAAGCUCCGGCUGCAGAAGGAAGUGGAGACCCAGGCCAAUAACACUUACAUUGAACUGGAGCGGCUGGCCAAGAAGCAAGCUGCACAACUGGACAAGGAGAUGAAGGCCUCGGCAGCUGAGGAGAAGAGAAUCCAGCAACAGAUCUUGGUCCAGCAGAAGAAGGAACUGACCACCUUCUUGGACACACAGAAAAAGCAGUACAGACUAUGCAGAGAAAGAAUGAAAGAGGAAAUGAACGAAGACUCUGACACACCAAAAGAGGAGAAACAGGAGCGCUUGUCACGGCAUAAGGAAACAAUGCAGCGCUCCCAGGCUGAGGAGGAGGCCCAGCUGUUGAACCAGCAAAGACUGGUUUAUGAAAGGAGCUGCCGUGCUUUAAAAAGAAGAAGCCUUAUCAAGAAGCAUGAGUUUGAACAAGAGCAAAUGCGGGAGGAGCUUAACAAGAAGAAGACACAAAAAGAAAUGGAGCAUGCACUGAUGAUCAGGCAGGAUGAGUCCACCCAAGAGCUGGAACAGCGGCAUCUACAUACCUUACAAAGACUACGCUUUGAGCUGAUGCGCCACCAGCAUCAAACUGAGUUGGAGAACCAGGAGGAGUACAACAGUCGCCGGCAGAGGGAGCUACACAGGAAGCAUGCACUGGAACGCCGACAGCAGCCCAGGAACCUUAAGACAUUGGAGAUGCAGAUCAAAAAGCAAUUCCAAGAUACAUGUAAGGUGCAAAACAAGCAGUACAAAGCUCUGAGGAACCAUCAGCUGGAGGUCUCCCCUAAGAGUGACCACAAAGCCAUCCUGAAGUCACUGAAGGAGGAGCAGACCCGCAAGCUCGCACAGCUGGCAGAACAAUAUGAGCAAAGCAUUAAUGAGAUGAUGGCCUCUCAAUCGUUACGUUUAGAUGAAGAGCAGGAGGCUGAAUGUCAGGCUUUAAGGCAGCAGCUACAUCAGGAGAUGGAGCUCCUCGAUGCCUACCAGAACAAAACCAAGGCGCAGAUGGAGGCCCAACAUGAGCGUGAGGUGCAGAAGUUGGAACAGAAGGCGUCUUUGCGCCGGGCUCACUUGGAACAGAAGAUUGAAGAAGAGCUGGCCUCACUUCAUAAGGAACGGACCGAAAAAAUCAAGCAUUUAUUUGAGCGUCAAGAGCGAGAACUGGAGAUGUUUGAUUCAGAGAGUGCGCGGCUAGGAUUCGGAAGCUUGGCCUCGUUUGACUUUCCCAAGGAUGAGGCCAGAUGAUCCAACAGAAGUGAAAGGGACUGUUCAACACUGAUGUCUUUGGACACAUUGUGCCUGCACUGUCCCUGAUUGAUGGAUUUACCAAGAUCAUCCAAACAGUGACCAUGCUGGUUCAAUAUCUUAUAACUCAUAUCGGCUGUGAGAACUUCACUGAUAUUCUGAAAGGAGAAACUAAACAGCCACAAACACAAAAGUGGUUUGGUGGUGCAUCACUGAGCUCAUAAACCAAGAAGAAAUAUCUAGACAAACUGACCUUUUCUCCAUGCCAUUGUCCCACUUUUGGUAUUAAAUUAGUAAUUCAGGAUAUUUUAGUACAAGUAAGCACUUUGAUAUGUUAAGUACGAUCCCAUCAUGUUAGGUGGAUAUGCCUUUGGUGUCAUCAAAGGACAUUGCGACUGUAGAAUGUGUCCUGCAUCUUCACCGUGGCUAUUAGCUGUUUUGUAUGUAUCACAGAGAAUGUGACAACUGUUGAUGAAAACUUUACACAGAAGCAGAUUUUCAAGCAGUGUCUGAUUUUAAAAUAUGGUGAAUACAUUAAGAGCAUUUAAUUAAUUUCAUAUUGUGGAACCCACGCUUUAUUUCUUUUUACUUAGAAAAAGAAAAGAAAAAGAACUAAAAAUGUAUUCAUUGUUCAGUAUCCUAAAUUAAUUGGCAUUAGUUUUAUCAGGAUGUGAACUUAUUACAUUGAAUCAGUUCUGUCAGAGUUACUGGUAUUAUUGCAUGCACUUUAAAAGACAAAUUCAGGUUGUGAAGUGGAGCAUGAAUCUGUCAGAGAUUUUAGCCGUGUACAAAUAAAAGUGGUCAUAACAGUUUUGUUUUCAUGGCUAUUGAUACUGAACAUGAGCUUUAUCUUUGAUAUAAAUACCCGCCAAAUUGCCAAAUGCCUUUAAGUUAUGUUGAUGAAUGUUUUUGUUUUCCUUAUUUUGCACAAUUUGUUGAAUUGUGAUUCAUUCAAUGUGGACUUAUCACUGCUCUUGUACAGGGAAAAUGUUGCAAUUUGUGUUGUAAAAAUUUUAUAUAAAUAUUUGUAUAUGAUAACCUAAAUAGGGUUUACAUAUGUAUUGAUCAAUCAUUGCCAACAAAGAUCUAUGGAACUCUUGUUCAGUGAAGGCAGAGGAACGCAAACUUAUUUUUGUAAGUAAAAUAGAAAGUAACUUAUAUUCUCAUGCAUCAUGUGACAGCCUUCAUGUCUGGUGGAGCUAUAAUGUGAACACCUCUGUGUAACAGAGUUCAUGGCUUGCUGUCAUUUAAGAAAGACACCACUCCAGCAACUAGUAGAAGGGGUUCAGUUGAUUCUUAAUUCACAAAAACAUGUACUUUAUAGGCAGAUUUAUGGUGUGUAAUAAAAGAUUCUUUGGGCCUGACCAACUACUAUC